This is a messenger RNA of Sardina pilchardus (European sardine), 540 nucleotides long. RefSeq names its product signal-induced proliferation-associated 1-like protein 3. The transcript is spliced from 3 exons. NCBI's taxonomy places the organism in Eukaryota, Metazoa, Chordata, Actinopteri, Clupeiformes, Clupeidae. Bases 38 to 343 code for a protein of 101 amino acids. The record is from RefSeq and is a predicted model, not a curated record.
AAGGGCUUCAAUUUGUACGACGAGCGAGUAUCAAGAGAUGGGGACGGUACCGGAGGCCGAUUCAGUGAGCCUGUGGCCCCUCGACAUGCCUCUUGAAGACUCCACCAUGCAGCAGGGCGAUGACUCGGGGGAUGUCAGCAGGCAACUCCACUAUCUGGAGACGAUACUCGGAGAGCUCAAGAGCGACCUGAGCAAGGAGAGGAGGGAUAAGCUGCUGCUGCUGGCGGAGGUGGAGUGUCUGCGUAAGAACAACCAUCACCUGCUGGAGGAGUCGCUGUUCGCCUACGAGGAGCUGCACAAGCUCAAGAGCACCUUCAGCGUCGCGCCCGGGGACGUCCAAUGAGAACAGGCCCUCAGAGAGGCAGGCCCGCGGACGUCCAAUAAGAACAGGCCCUCAGAGAGGCAGGCCCGGGGACGUCCAAUGAGAACAGGCCCUCAGAGAGGCAGGCCCGGGGACGUCCAAUGAAAACAGACCGUCAGAGAGGCAGGCACGAUAGUACAGCAGAACAUUACGAUGGACCUAUCGGAAGCACGUGUGUG